This is a messenger RNA of Strongylocentrotus purpuratus (purple sea urchin), 2001 nucleotides long. It is a transcript of the gene npepl1, whose product is annotated as probable aminopeptidase NPEPL1. The coding region runs from base 4 to 1575 and encodes 523 amino acids. The transcript has 12 exons. Lineage: Eukaryota; Metazoa; Echinodermata; Echinoidea; Camarodonta; Strongylocentrotidae. Gene Ontology annotation, molecular function: metalloaminopeptidase activity; manganese ion binding. Gene Ontology annotation, biological process: proteolysis. Gene Ontology annotation, cellular component: cytoplasm. The record is from RefSeq and is a predicted model, not a curated record.
AACAUGGCUUCCGUGAAAUCAGAAAUGCUGCAGUUUUCUGGUGCAAACAGCACCUCGGAUCCUGCCAACCGGUCAGUCCUGAUCGUCGGUCAGCUCCCAAACUUGACCAAGGUUCCUUAUGACAUCGUGAAGACCAAAUUGCAGCCUCGGGUCACUGAAGAGUCCUACGGAAUGGCACUUGGCUGCCUCAGCCCAUCACCAACAGAUACUGUCUCUCUGUGGUUCAACAAUGCGACUCUAGCGGCCCUGCCGAUGAAGGCUAGCAGGCACAAUGCACCAUCCCGCUGCCACAUCCUCACCAAACUGGUCCGUAGUUGUCUCACCGGAAGUGGCAACGAGUGCAUCGUGGUUGCCAGUGAACAUGCCCAUGUCUUUCCUCUUGGCUGUGCCAUCGCAAGGGCCUUCCCUCUCUAUUCCCGUAAAGCAGGCUCUCGCAAGCAGACCCAGCGCAUCGUCAACGUAGAAUUCGUCAUCACAGACAGUGAUAACGCUUCCCUGACGGAAGAAGAGGUGGCGACCUUACAGGUUACGGCCCAGUCUAUCCGUGAAUCAGCCCGUAUCGUGGAUAUGCCUUGCAAUGAAAUGAACACGAUGGACUUUGUAAAAGAAAUCCAAAGAAUUGGACAAUCCCUUGGCAUCACCCCUCUCAUCAUCCAAGGAGAGGAGCUCAAACAGAAAGGGUUUGGAGGUAUCUACGGUGUCGGCAAAGCUGCAGCCAAUCCACCAGCCUUUGCUGUCCUUAGCCACACACCACCUAAUGCAUCUCAAACCAUUGCUUGGGUGGGCAAGGGCAUCGUCUAUGACACUGGUGGACUCUCCAUCAAGGGCAAGACUGCCAUGCCUGGUAUGAAGCGGGACUGCGGUGGCGCAGCAGCGAUUUUGGGUGCAUUCUAUGCAGCCGUUAAAGAAGGUUUUCAAGAGAACCUUCAUGCCUUAUUCUGCCUGGCCGAGAAUGCUGUAGGCCCAGAUGCCACAAGACCAGAUGAUGUACAUAUCAUGUACUCCGGGAGGUCAGUUGAAAUCAACAACACAGAUGCUGAGGGAAGAUUAGUACUAGCAGAUGGGGUGUCCUUUGCCGCAAAAGAUCUGAAAGCUGAUAUCAUUGUUGACAUGGCCACACUGACUGGCGCCCAAGGUAUCUCAACAGGAAAGUACCAUGCUGGACUCCUGACCAACAACGAAGACUGGGAGGUUGCUUCAACGAAAGCAGGUCGUAGCAGUGGUGACUUGGUGUUCCCUCUAGUCUAUUGUCCAGAGCUUCACUUUAGUGAGUUUGGUAGUGCAAUAGCCGACAUGAAGAACUCUGUAGCGGAUCGUGGUAAUGCCCAGAGUUCUUGUGCAGGUCUUUUCAUUGGUUCACACAUCGGCUUUGACUUUGGUGGAGUCUGGAUACAUUUCGACAUUGCCGCACCGAGUUACUCAGGUGAGAGAGCAACCGGAUAUGGUGUAGCCCUUCUGCUGGGGCUGUUUGGAAGCGCCACCAAGUCCAGACUCCUUCAAGCCAUCUCGCCCCCAGGCCUCAUGGAUGAUGAGAUGAUGGUAGAAAGCGCCACCAAGAAGAUACGCCUCAUAUGAAAUAGUGUGCUGCUGCUGCUUCACAUCUCCAAUUCUAGCUUUAGAAUCCAUGUUUUAUUCCUAGACGGGUGUUCAAAACAUCCGAAACCAUUUAGGGCGGUUCCAUGCAACGUGUCCAGUACAACGUAUGACAUUUAUCCACAUAAUUCUUCCAUGACGGAAUAAGAUAUCUCCAAUUUUAGCUUUAGAAUCCAUGUUUUAUUGCCAGGCGGGUGUUCAAAAUACUGAAACUAUUUAGGGCAGUUCCAUUCAAUGUGUCCUGUUCAACAUAUGGCAUUUAUCCAUUUAUUUAAUCCAGGAAUAACAUAUCUCUUGAUGUGCCUCUGCCUUAUGGUAGUGAUACCAGGGACCUAUUUCACAAAGCUUUUUUCAAUGACAAAUGACACAAAUCAGUGUCAAAUCUGCUGAUAGCCAAUCAAAAGCAAA